AUGACUAGCAACUCCGGCCAUGAACUCACCACGGACGAGAUGCUGGAACUUGCUCUAGAUGGUGUCAGCAUACUUGGCUUGGACUUGGUGAAGGAUGAUACAGCCGAGGCAGCCGAAACAAAGUCCGCAAUCCUCACCACGAACCAGCACAAGGACAGACUUUUCCACAAGCUGCGCUGCGUCGCUGCUACGGGUCAGCUGGUUAUUUUUGAAGCCAUAGUCGAUGUCUACUUGCUUGCGCAUAAGCUGGACGAAGAUCAGGAAAGCGAGGUUUCGGGUUUGCACCGCGCCGUUGCGCAGUUGCAAAGGGAGGUGGCCGAGCUGCAGACAAAGGUAUCUUCGUUGGAGCGAUUCAACCGGAACAACGCGUAG
Colletotrichum orchidophilum is the source of this 372-nucleotide messenger RNA. RefSeq lists its product as uncharacterized. The record is from RefSeq and is a predicted model, not a curated record. The coding region runs from base 1 to 372 and encodes 123 amino acids. The transcript has 2 exons. Lineage: Eukaryota; Fungi; Ascomycota; Sordariomycetes; Glomerellales; Glomerellaceae.